AGAUGACUCACUAGAUCCUAUUGAAUCCGGACUAGCUGCGGCUCCCCGUCCUCUACAUGAUGGAGCAAGGGGAUCGUCGACUACGCCGACUGCUGUAUUUGGAGGCUCAUCUCCGACUCGUGCCGCAUUUCAAGAGAAAGGAGAGGAAAUAUUGAAUGCAAUAGAGUCAGAAUCCAAAACCGAUGCAUCUCACGACCCUCAUAUACCGAAAAGUUCAUCUGUGACGCCAGUUGUAGGCGGAGCGCGGCCUUCGUCAUCAGCUUCUACGCCAGCUGCACCAGCGCCGUCAGCAGUAGAGACUACAUCUGCAUCUGCAAGUACCGACCAUCAUCGACUUCUGCAAGAGCAUCAGG
Messenger RNA from Amoebophrya sp. A25, 353 nucleotides. The record is from the annotation of a GenBank genome assembly. Lineage: Eukaryota; Dinophyceae; Syndiniales; Amoebophryaceae.